This is a messenger RNA of Caenorhabditis briggsae, 10164 nucleotides long. The coding region runs from base 1 to 10164 and encodes 3387 amino acids. The record is from RefSeq and is a predicted model, not a curated record. Gene Ontology annotation, molecular function: protein binding; metal ion binding. NCBI's taxonomy places the organism in Eukaryota, Metazoa, Nematoda, Chromadorea, Rhabditida, Rhabditidae. The transcript is spliced from 29 exons.
AUGGAGUCUCGCGAUGAGCGAACUCUUUCGCUACUCCAUUUACGGAAAACGUUUUCCGAAUACUUGAAAAUCCCAGUGUCAGGCAGUCGAAGUAAUGAUCCGUCACGGUUACUACCUCUUUUUCACAAGGUCAUGUCCAUGUAUACACCUCAACAACUCGUAGCAGAAUUCAAAGAAGUAGUCCAUUUUGCAACAUUUUUAUGCAGUGUUCUAGUUAAAGAAGUCCGGCAAAGAGCAGCAAGCACAGGAACAAUCGAAGCUGCUCAGAGCAUUGCAGAGUUCCUUCGUCCAGGAACCGAUCUCAAAGGAUUCUCGAUUUUGGAUGCGAUUCGAUUCCUUUUAUCUUCAGACGAUGAAGUGAUGAUUGAUGCGGCAUGUAAAGUUUCACUUCCAUCCACACUUGUGAAGACAAUUUACUUGUUUUUUGAUUUACCAAAUGUGGCUACUGUAACUCCAGAAAACUCUGAAAGUAGCUCAGAAUCUGAAGAUAGUAUUAGGAUCAAUAAUGAGAAGUUGUUCGAUAUGAUUUCUCAAAUCAUGGAAGGACUCUGCAAGUUCAAAUGUGUCAGUGAAGAAUUGGUUCGAAAAGAUGAUCUUCUGUUAUUAUUUGUUGGAACAACAUCACAAGUGGCAGAUGCAAACAACUGUUGGAGAAAACUUUGUUCAAGGCUUUUGGAAGUUAUAGCUGAUAAGUCAAUCACAAAUGCUGUCAUCAAGUAUGUAAUUGUCAAAAAAUGCGUUCGGAUAUUCGUCAAAAAUCUCUCAUCAGCUCCUGCAACAUCGCAUUCGGACUCUCAAAAAACAGCAGAAUCAAUCAUCUGUCUAGCUUGUUUCUUGAAGAAUUCCGCAUAUCUGACAGAUCAGCUUCUGGACGAAUUCUACGAAGCUGAUGGGUAUACGGUCAUCAAGGAUUUCUUAUUACGAAAUGAAGCAGACAACGAAAUAGUCAGAAACAUUUUAAUCAUGACUAUCUCGUUAUAUACAUCCGGACUAGUUCAACUUCCAUCUUUUCAACUUCCGAUUCCAGCUGGAAAUGGACUUAGCGUACGGAAUCUCAAUGCAUUUGCACUUCUCUAUCAUGUUUUCUUAGAGAGCUCAUCCGAAGCAACAUCAUGUACAGUAAUCGACAUUCUUCAUUCAAUUUAUACAUGUGAUCCUGCUAACUAUUUCAUUUUAGAUCGUGAAUAUCCUCUAUCAAUAUUCAUCGAUCAAUUGGAAAGAAAACAACAUUCUGUGAGAGUGAAACUUUUGGAACUGGUCGAAUUUGCAGUGUUCCAAUUGAAUCAUAUUCCAUGUCGAGAGUUGAUAAGUCUUUGCGUACUUCUUAAAACCGAAAUUUCGGCUGGAAAAACUGCAAUGUGCACAAUUAUUGUACAGAUGUGUUUCAAGUUGAUUACGGUAGAUGCAAUUAUAAAAGUAAGAGUUUUACGAUUUCAAGUGUUUUCUAUUUUUGGAAUUUUGAAGGAUGCAUUUCGAGAAGUUGGACUGCUGGAUGCCCUGUGUUAUAUCAUUCGUCGGAUGUAUGAAAUGUAUGAAAAAAGUGGGCAAGCUUCAUCAUUCACUGCCACAUCGACCAACUCUCGAACUCAGGAUCAACUGAAAUUGUCACUUUUGACUACGGACCUUUUGACUAUCAUCAUCAAGAACAAUACGGAAAAUGGGAAAUUGUUCACAGAAUGCUUCGGUGCAAAACUUUUGGUGGAGAUUGUCUGUGGUGAAAGUCAACGAGGAAUGGAGAAGUUCUUUAUUGCAAUUAGUCAAACAACUACUGAUCUCUUCUCAAGGUAUGGUUCAACUAAUUUUUCUAUUUUUAUCCUCAACAUUCAGGCACUGCUUGGUGUUGUUCGUGAGUCUCACAAAGUUCGAAUACAAUUCCGAAAGUCUGGAGGAUUCUUGGCUCUCUCUGCACUUUUACUGGGUCUAGAGAAGAGAUUCGCAGAUGUUCAACAAAGGGAUGAUGGUAGAAUCCCAAUGGAACAUUGUCAAAUGCUAGAAUUUGUUCAUAUCAUUUUCAAAGUGUUUACUUUGAGUAUGCGUUUUGAACCAUCUAAUGCAAAAUAUUUUUCAACGGAGAUCACAUGGGAUAGUAUCACAUCUCUCCUUCGGCUGACAUGCAUUUUCAAUGAGUCUACCGUCAUUUCGAUUGAAGAACCUGAAUGGAAGACGUUGACUCACACGGAUCUUGCUUCUGAAAUUUUGGCAUGUCAUGAAGUUUUCCGAUUGGAUGAUAGUAUCGAGGCGGGAAAUGUUCCGAAAGGAAUGCCAUUUUCCAUUUAUUUUGGCUGCUACGUAUGUCGAUUGAUUUUCAAUAUGGCCCUGGACAACUACGAGAAGAUGACAACAGACAUCCGAUGGAAUGAUGAUAGAGCAUCACUGGAAGAGUCAAUAGUCUCUUGGACGUCUUCUCUUUUAGUUCAUCCUGGAGCUAUUAUUUCAAUGUUAUGCCUUCUUCCAUCCAUUUCUUCCUCCCCUUCUUCAACAUCUUCUCCGUCACCAGAAGCCACUAAAUGGACAGUAGCUGCACAGUAUUACGUGUCUCUUCUGCUGAAAGCAAUUUUGAAAUCUGAAAGAAAUCAACAGAUAAUGUGUCAAGUGGAUAUGCCGAAACAUCUUCUUCGGAUAGCUGGAAAACUAUUCCUCAUUGAGAAUCAUGUCCUUCUCCAAUCAUUUUAUUAUCUCUUGGAAAGACUCAGUUAUCAAUCGUUGACUCCAAAUCAACUACGAAGUUUUCUCCGUCUCGAUAGUCCAUUAUGUUGUAGAAGUUUGGAUGAUGACGAUGAAGAUGAGAAUGGAAAUGAAGUUGCCAACAAUGAAGGAGGUCCAGUGCCACUUCAAAGGGUUAAAGCUCUUGUUUCAAUGAUGACACCUAGAGAUCAAUAUGUUGGAACUGCGCCAAGUUUCGUAGAAUUUGAUAUGUCAGUUGAAGGAUUUGCUGCUCUUUAUCUUCCAUCGCUAGCUCCAAUGUUCUCAACAACAAAAACCGAACGUAUCUUCCCACCACUCAACGGUUUCUCAUUCUGCACAUGGAUCUAUCUGGAUUCUUUGUCUGACAAAAAAGCAGAUGCCCAUCCGAUUCGUCUCAUAACAAUAACCCGAGCCGUUGCUCCGGCAGCAGAGUUAUCCUCAAAGAAAGCUCCCCAACCAACUCAUUUGGCAUGUUUCCAAUGCCAGUUCUCGGCAAUUGAUAGAAGUUUAUUGAUUUCAACUGAAGAGAGUGAUCAACCAGGAGCUGAUUUGGAGAAGAUUGCAAAUUUCCAAACAGAUAAAUUGAUUCGAAUAACACUGGCUGAUCAAGUUCGGUGUGGAGAAUGGUUUCAUUUGGCAGUAGUUUUCAAUCGAUCGGUUCUAAAGUCUUCUCAAGUAAGUAAUUGCAUUCUUAUGAAUGAAGCACAUUCAUUUUCAAUUGUUUCUGUAUACCUGAAUGGACGUCACAUUUCCACUCAGAAAUUGAUGUAUGUCGCACAAAAUGCGGGCGGAGCAGCUACUCAGUUGGCACAAACCUAUUCAGUAAACGCAGCUGUUGGUACUUUACCGGCACUCAGAAGGCCUAGUAGGUUACGAUUCCGUCUUGCUUCCAUCUUUCUAGCAGAAGAGCCAAUGACAGCUGAAACAGUUCGAGCUAUUGUUCAACUUCAGCCACAUUAUAUUGGUAAUUUCCAAACUGCCAGUGCCGAGAGAACUCCACUGUUUCAUGAAGAAAAGAUUGUGUUUUCUCUUUCGGCAGCCGCUACACAAGAAUUGACUCUUGCUAAAAUUAGAACAAUGUAUGGGAAAAUGGAUGCCGAGAUUCUGUCGCAACAUCUUGGAAUCUCCUCAAACGAUCACAGUACUCCUCUUCGCGUUCUAUGCAACACAAUUUCUCAUGCACCUGGAGCUGGUCGAACAUUUGGUGGAGUAAUUGUUGGAUAUCUUGGAAUGAGAACAUUCACUCCUCGCCCUGUUCCAUCUCUUUUGGACUCUAUUGGAGGAUUUGCUAGUGUUUAUGGUCUUAUUGCAAUGGCUGUUGAUUCUGAAGGACUUUACGCGUCUCUGAAAUCGCUCGUAUCUGCGAUUCGCUCACAACCUCGAUUACUCGCCACUUGGAACAAUAACAGGUCGUAUCAAAUUCUAGCUGUUCUCCUGGAAGACAAAGCAAACAUGCUCAAUUCUCAUAUCAUGCACAUGGUAUUCAAUGUGACUGGAACAGCAGAUACCUCUCGGGAACACGCUCCUACAAUUUCUAAUCCGUCUGCUUUUGAAGAUCUAUUGUGUGAUCUGAAAGUGUGGAAAGAAGCACCGAGUGAACUGCAUAAAAUGCUUCUGGAGCACUUUUAUGAGUUGAUUACAGAUCAUCAAUUGAACAAUCUCCAAGUUGUUCGACGAUCUUCUCUCCUGUCACGACUUCUUCUGAUCAUACAUGACGAACCAUCGAUGAUUCAAAACACGGAUGAAAUAGUAUUUAAUCUGAUUUCUGCAAUUAUCCAACCGCAAUGUGAUAGUCGAAGUAUUCUGAAAGUGGGUCAAUGUAUCGCAGCAACACUUCCAACGAGUGAAGCAGAAUGUUAUGAAGACUCUCAUUUGCCAUUCCACAUUGCUGAAAUCCAGAAGAUGUAUCUAGAAUUGACAGAAGAUCCAUCGGAAGCGCUUCACAAUGUUUAUAUCAGAAAUCGUCUUCUGAAUAUCAUUGCCAACUUCUUAUCAAAUUCAAAUGCACAAGUUCAACAACAAAUGUGUGAACAUAUCGUCCGAACUCUUGGAUUCGACUGGCUCUUUGCAUUAAUGUCCCCUGGAGUCCACUCAGGAACAAUCUAUCUUGCUCUUCGGAUUCUUUUGCUCAUUCUGAAUCAACCUUCUCUUCUAGCUCGUUUCAAAGAAGGAUCAGCGAAUGGAGGGUGGUUGUCUGAAGCUGAUUCUGUUGUUAGAAAUCGAGCAGCUGUAGUUUUGGGCUUCUCAGUUUCCGCUCACGGAGGAGCUGUUGGAUCCAAAAUUGACAUCAAUCCAGAACUAUCCAACUGUGGAGGAUUUGCAGCUUUAGAACAUUUGAUGGGUGCUCAUGCUGAUAAACCAUACCCAUACUAUGCAAUGCUUUCGAUUCUCGUUGGACAGCCUAUUCCAGCUUUGAGGUAUUGUUUUUGGAAACUUUUAAAGUACAAAAUAUUUUUUUCUAGAUUCUGUGACCAGUUUAAUAUGGAACUUGUGUGGACCCAUGUCUUCGGUCUCAGUUCCACUAGUUCUGUUUUUGAAGCAAUCAACUCUGCUAACUUCUGUUUUGAUGCUCUAAUUCCAUUGUUCGCCAUGAUUCGGACUUCUAUCUAUCACCAAUCCACAAUUCAUCAACAAUGGACCAUCACAAAUCCAUCGACUGUUAUUCAGAUGAUCACUUUCAUGUAUCAAAACUCUCCAGCAUUCUUCAACAUUGCUCAUUCCGAUGAAUUCGUCCUUGCCUUGUUUUCUACUUUGAUUGAGGAUACAAAUGCAAUGGGAGUGAAGUCAGAAAUAGCGAAUCGGAGAAGUCAAGAUGGUUCGCCAGAUUCCGAGUAUUUCCAAACUUUCCUUACCCAACCAAAUGUGAAAAUCGUCAUGGACUUGCUCAAAAAGAUAUUCAGUGAUAACUUGCAAUUGAACUCGUCCAAAAAUGAUACUAUUAUCGAUGUGAUUCUGGAUAAUAUAUCUGAAAGUGGAAUCACCCGAAAAGCUCAAGUAGCCUGCCUAACUUCUCUUCUUCAUUCGGUUCUGGAACACGCCGUUAGCACUGAUUUACUCGCUUCGUCUGCCCUUCCUCCCAACACUCAACCUCAAAAUCUUGUUCAAAUUGUCUCCAAUAUUUCUGUCCUGUCCUCAAGAGCAGUCGACGCAUUUUGGAAUGGACUUGUGUUUGGAAGUGAAUCAAUGCGGAUGCUUUCAACUCUCUAUCAUCUUCAAGUGAUUGCGAGUAAAAAAGUGAACAAAGCGGUGAAUGCAGAACCAAUCACCGGAUGUAUAAUGAGAAUGACUCUGUUCAUUUUGAGUCGUCCUAUAGAUUCAGUUCCUGUUCAGUUGUCAGUUUUGGAUGCUCUAAGCAGUUUGGUAUCAAAACGAUAUUUGUUUUUGGCAUCCAACGAAGCCUGGUUCUUCGCAUCACUCACUCAUCUCAUUUUUAUGCUUUCCGUUACGCCAGAUGUAUUAUUCCAGGACAACUCUUCUGAUUUGGAUCGUACCAGUGCUCAAGUUGCCAUGUGUGCCUGUCGGGUGUGGUCUGAUGUGAUAUGUGCGAAACAGGGAUUGAUUGAAGAAACAUUUAAAAAGCAAUCAGUGACUGACAUUAAUGCGGCUCGAGCUCUUCUGUCUCAUUCUGCUGGAGUCUACUGGCAACAGUUUGUGGAUUCACAACUCAGAACUAUUCAAACAGGAGGAUCAGCAGCACAGAGUGGUUCAUACACAACAAAGGACAUCAUUCAGCAACAGAUCAGUUCGAAGUUCAAUCGUGUUGCAUCUGGGAUUACUCGGUUUGCGGCCAAGAGAUCUAUGAGCACAACUACAGCCUUACCCUCAACAGGACCUGGAUCAGUGGCUGCUUGGAAGAAUACGUCAGCUGAUAAACAAGUGAUAUUCAUGUGGCUUCGAGUUCAUGUCAGUCUGAUAAAAGAGUUGGUGAGAGCACAAAGUACGAGAUACACGGAAUGGCAUGCUCAUGUCCGAAAAUGGUGUCUUCACGACUGGCAUCAGUGGGAAGCUGAAUUGACUCGAGAACGAGGAAUUUGGGGACCGGAACGAGCAUCAAAACUAGAAAAGUUCAAAUUAGACCUUACUGAAGGACCGACUACGAGAAUGCGGAGAAAGUUGAUUCCAAAUAGAAAUUUCUAUCACGUCUAUCCAUUCCGUCCUCAUUUAGAAGCUCCAACAGCUAAAGCUCAAAGAGCCAAAGUUGCGAUUUCCCUCGAUUCAAAAUUGUACUAUGAAGCGUGUCUGAUACAUCGGAGACGAACUCUUGACACUCGGAUUAUCGAUUCGUCAUCCGUUUCUAUUUUAUCUCCGGAUGAUGGAUCUGGAUCUUCUUCGAAUCUACUGGGUUACUCAUUUACUGAUCUAUCACAAAUCAAUUCUUCGCUUAUCAGAAGGCUCUCCACAACGGCGCCAACCACAAGUUCUCAGAAUACGACUGGAACAAGUAUUGAAUUGAAUGAAGAGGAAUGUGAAACUUUAGAGAGAAAAGAUGAUGACGAUUCAACAUCUUCCAUUUCUGAAAAACUGCCCUCAGAAGCCAAUGGUGUUUCGCCGCAACAAUCAAACCAAUCAAGUGCUUCGGCUUCUAAUAACUCUGGAACAGCUCACAAAAAAGAAGAGAGAAAAGAGGAAAAGAAGGCUGGACCAGACAAUCAGACACUUCUCAGACUAUUGGAACAAGGAGAACAACUUCAUUCGAUGUUCAGAUGUGCUAGGAUACAGGGAUUAGAAACUGCAGAAGGGCUGCUUCUGUUUGGAAGAGAUCAUUUCUAUGUGGUUGAUGGGUUCACCCUUCUAAAGACUAAAGAAAUCCGUGAUUUGGACUUUUUGAGUCAAGAAAUGCACGAUCCAAUUGUCCCAUAUCCUGCAACUGGAGCUACGCAACCACCUAAAUCCUCAAGACUUUGUUCAAAGUUCAGUUAUAACAUGAUACGGGAAGUUCAUAAAAGAAGAUAUCUUCUUCAACCGAUUGCUCUGGAAGUAUUCAGUUCGGAUGGAAGAAACUACUUAUUGGCGUUCCCUAAGAAAAUUCGAGAUCGAGUUUUUGAUAAACUAACAUCGAUGGCUAUCAACCUGUCUUCUGGUGGAUCCGAUUCUUUGGGCGGACAGAAAUCUAAUGUUGCCAUUGAGACAACAGGACGUGGUGCAUCUCUGCUAUCAUCUUUGAUUGGUCAGCAAUCUGUUACUCAGAGAUGGUUAAAUGGAAACAUAUCCAACUUCCAAUAUUUGAUGCAUUUGAACACUUUGGCUGGAAGAUGCUACAAUGACUUGUCUCAGUAUCCGAUAUUUCCAUGGGUGUUGGCUGAUUACACAAGUCCUCAGCUAGAUUUCACGAACAUCUCAACUUUCCGUGAUUUCUCUAAACCAAUGGGAGCACAAUCACCUGAUCGGUUGGAACAGUUUUUGAAGAGAUUCAGAGAAUGGGAUGAUCCAUCUGGAGAGACUCCUCCGUAUAUGUAUGGAACUCAUUACUCUUCUGCAAUGAUUGUUGUCUCGUAUUUGGUUCGAUUGGAACCGUUCACUCAACAGUUUUUGUCACUUCAAGGAGGUCAUUUUGAUUUAGCUGAUCGAAUGUUCCACAGUGUUGGAGAUGCAUGGACAUCAGCUUCUCGGAACAAUAUGGCGGAUGUUAAGGAACUAAUCCCAGAAUUCUUCACCCUUCCCGAAAUGUUCACAAAUUCGAAUCGUUUUGAUUUGGGAGUCAAACAGAAUGGAAUCGCUGUCAAUGAUGUACUUCUUCCUGCCUGGUGUCAUGGAGAUCCACGAGAAUUUGUACGUUUACAUCGCCAAGCUUUGGAAAGUGAUUACGUUUCGUCACAUCUUCAUGAAUGGAUUGAUCUGAUUUUUGGAUUCAAGCAAAAUGGAGAGGAAUCGGUUAAGAAUAACAACCUGUUCCAUCAUCUUUUCUAUGAAGGAUCGGUCGACUUUGAGAGAAUUGACGAUCCAUUGACCAGAAAUGCGACGAUUGGAUUUGUGAAUAAUUUUGGACAGAUUCCAACUCAACUAUUCAAGAAGCCACAUCCGCAGAAGAAGGUCAAUAUUUUGGAAGGAUUCAGUAAUACUCCAGGAGUCACAACAUCUAGAUUGUUCUAUCAUGCGAUUCAUAAUAUGACACCUCCACAAUCUCCAUUCAAAGAAUUACGAUCUGCAGUUGGAUCAAUCCAUCAGAAUGACAAGAUUGGAGUUGUGGCAUUGGAACAGAACAAGGUUUUCAUUGGAACGAAUCGAUACAUUACUUGGGGAUUACCGGAUCGAAGUGUGAGAAUGGGACAGAUUGAUACGGAUAAAUCAGUUUGUGUUCAUGAAAUGUGUGAAGUUGAUGAGAUGACGUGCGCGGCUGCUGGAGAUGAAACGACGUUGUUCUGUGGAAAUACUUCUGGGUGUAUAACGGUCUGGAAAGUGAAAAGUAAACCAUUGUCCAUGAAGAAACUUUCCGUGCUGAACGGACAUUCCGAUGCGAUCACUUGUUUGGUUUCCAGUCAAUCUCAUGCAGUUCUAAUUUCUGCUUCUCGAGAUCUUACUGUUCUAGUUUGGCAUCUAUCUGAAAUGUUCUUAAUCCGUCAGCUUCCAAAACAUUCACAUGCUGUUUUGGCUGUUGCCAUCAACGAUGCUACUGGAGAUAUUGCAACUGCUUGUUCUACACUUUUACGUGUUUGGACAUUGAACGGAGAACUUCUGGCUGUUCUGAAUACUUGUGAUGUGGCGCCGGCUAUUGAUCCUCAACAGAUGAUCAUUUCUCUUGCAUUCUCAACGAUGAACGAAUGGGACAAUGAUAAUGUUAUAAUGUGUGGAACAUCCGAUGGAAUAGUCAAGAUCUAUUCUUGUGUUGUUUUUGAAAAUGAUGGGAGCGUCAGUGAAAACCCGGUUUUGGAAAGCACAAACAUGAUUAUGAAUAUGGAAGACCGAUCAUCAGGAAGUGCUAUAAUUGCAGCACGUCUAGAAAAACAGCGAAAACGACUGAAGAAUAGUUCAACUACUGCAACAUCCUCAAGUAUUUCUGGAUCAGGAUCCGUCUCGGUGACGUCAUCAGGCCCGGCGAGUCCUUCUUCUGGGAACAAGGCAACAAAAAGUGAAGAUGGAGGAUCACAGUUUGUACGAGUUCUCGUUCAAAGAACAGCCUUAACAAUGCACACUGCGUUCAAUCGUCCUGACAAUGUUCAUCCAGCUCCCAUCACAGCAAUCGCUCCCAGUAGAGAUCAUCGUUCACUUUAUGUUGGUGAUGGAAUAGGCCGUGUUUGGUGCUGGCAAGGAGGCGAAGGUGGAGGAAGAGCUGAUCAUUGGGUUCAAGAUGUUAUGAGGCAGCGAUGUGAUGACUGUGAACACAAAUUCACUUUAGCCGAUCGGAAGCAUCAUUGCCGGAAUUGUGGUCAAAUAUUUUGUUCAACAUGCUCUCGAUUCGAGUCUCACAUUACUCGAAUGAAUAUUUCUCGGCCAGUACGGGUGUGUCGAAAAUGCUUCUUACGGCUACAACAGUCUUCCUAA